AUGUUGCGACUCGCGGCCAAGCUGGUGGCCUUUUUCUGGAGGAGAGAGGAAGGUCCCGAGAAGGAGGUCACGCCGCCAGGCCCCGAGUUCGUGGAAGGCGAUGUGAGGCUCAAGACGGUGCAGGGCGUGGUGACCAGGUACUGCAGUGACUACGGCAUGAUUGAUGACUUGAUCUACUUCUCCAAUGACGCCGUGACCAGCAAGGUGCUGCUGAACGUGGGGCAGGAAGUGAUCGCCGUUGUGGAGGAAAACAGAGUGUCCAGUGGGCUGAAGGCCAUCCGGGUGGAAGCUGUCUCUGAUAAAUGGGAAGAUGGCAGCAAGAACUCGAACGAAGGCCUGUCAGACCCCUGCCCCCGGGUGCUGAUCGGGUGUGUGACCUCCCUCGUGGGAGGCACCGGCUACAUCAACCAGACUACGCGUUUCUCUCCGGAGAGUGUGUGCGAAGGUUUCCAGCCCUGUAAGGGAGACUGGGUGGAGGCCGAGUACUGGAUCCGGCCAGGCACCUGGAGCAGCGAGGCCCUGUCCGUGAAGCCACUGAGAUACAAGCGUGUGGACAAGGCCUGCAUCUCCAGCCUCUGCGGCAGGAACGGGGUCAUAGAGGACAGCAUCUUCUUCACCCUGGACUCCCUGAAGCUGCCGGAGGGCUACGUGCCGCGCAGACAUGACAUCGUGAGCGCCGUGGUGGUGGAGAGCAGCCAGUCCUGCUACGUCUGGAGAGCUCUGUGUCUCAUGCCCGUGCACAGAAACCCCGCCACCCCUGGAGUGCCCCCUGAGGAGUCCUAUGGACCCCAACUGCUGAAGAACAAAGGUGGCCUUGAAGUCACAAGGAUGACCAGUUUUGGAACACUGAAGGAAGGAGCCAGUAAAAGCCUGGCCAUCUGGAUCGAGAAUAAAGGAGACACCGCUCAGAGCUUAGUGAGCUGCAAGCUGGCGGGCUGGGACAAAGCUGGACAGUUCAGGCUCCAGGACCGGGCACGCCUGGCUGCGUCUCUGGUUCCUGUUUCUGAGAAGAAUUGUUUAGGUGACUGUACAGAAGACAGACAGAAAGCCAGCACUGUCUCAGAGCAGACAGCAGAAGUGGAGCCUGGGGGUCCCAUCCCCCCUGGAGGGAAGACUUGCAUCGUGGUUACAUGCGAUGCAAAAAAUCCUGGCCGCUGCAAGGAGCUCCUUCUGCUGUGUUUCUCAAAUUUCCUCAUUGGGCGAUACCUCGAAGUCACCGUCAUGAGCGCCGAGGAGCUGCUCGUCGCCGUCCGCGAGCCCUUCUCUUGGAAGAAGCCUAAAAGCUGUCAGGCGGUGGUGCCCACGAAGACCACAGUGGUUGUGACGACACAAAAGAGGAACUCAAGACGACAGCUUCCAAGCUUUCUCCCGCAGUACCCGAUCCCAGACAGACUGAGGAAGUGUGUGGAGCACAAGACCGACGUCCUGACCUUCCAGCCGAUGCUCGCCGAGCUUUUGAACAUGUCCAACUACAAGGAGAAGUUCUCCACUCUGCUGUGGCUUGAGGAGAUCCAUGCAGAAAUAGAGCUGAAGGAGUACAACAUGAGUGGAGUCACCUUGAAGAGGAACGGGGAGCUGCUGGUGCUGGAGGUCCCGGGCUUGGCGGAGAGCAGGCCUUCCCUGUAUGCAGGUGAUAAGCUGAUUUUAAAGACUCAGGAGUACAACGGACAUGUCAUCGAGUACAUUGGCUAUGUGAUUGAGAUUCAUGAAGAAGAUGUUACUCUUAAACUUAACCCAGAGUUUGAACAGAGCUAUAACUCUGAACCCAUGGAUGUGGAAUUCACGUAUAACAGGACCACGAGCAGACGAUGUCAUUUUGCACUGGAGCAAGUCAUCCACUUGGGUGUCAAAGUUUUGUUUCCAGAAGAAGUCAUUUUACAGUCUCCCCAAGUGACAGUGAGUUGGAACCUCACACAAGAUGCCCGAAACGACGGAGAGUCUGCCUCCAAGAACAGAAACUCUGUGACGGACCAAACCAAAGCCGCUGCAACAGAGAGGACUGUCGGUGCCGCGGAGCAGCCGGGGGCUGCCGAGACGGACAGUGGGGUCAGCGAAACCGAGAGUCCCAAAGCAAAAGACAAGGAGUUUUUUAACCCAGUGCUCAACGAGAAUCAGAAGUUGGCGGUUCGAAGAAUUCUGAGUGGGGACUGCCGCCCACUGCCAUAUAUUCUUUUUGGACCCCCUGGCACUGGGAAGACGGUGACGAUCAUCGAGGCUGUGUUGCAGGUCCAUCAUGCCUUGGCGGACAGUCGGAUUCUGGUGUGCGCCCCCUCCAACAGUGCCGCUGACUUGGUGUGCUUGCGCUUGCAUGAGAGCAAGGUACUGCGGCCGGCGGCCAUGGUCAGGGUGAACGCCACCUGCAGGUUUGAGGAGACCGUCAUCGACGCCAUCAGACCGUACUGCAAGGACGGCGAGGACAUCUGGAAGGCCUCACGCUUCCGUAUCAUCAUCACCACCUGCAGCAGCGCUGGCCUCUUCUACCAGAUCGGCGUGAGAAUUGGACAUUUCACCCACGUCUUUGUGGACGAAGCCGGACAGGCCAGUGAGCCAGAAUGCCUCAUCCCCUUGGGGCUGGUCUCCGACGUCAGUGGCCAGAUUGUGCUUGCCGGGGAUCCCAUGCAGCUUGGCCCAGUCAUCAAGUCGCGGCUGGCCAUGGCCUACGGGCUGAACGUGUCCAUGUUGGAGAGGCUGAUGGCACGGCCAGCAUACCUGAGGGAUGAGAACGCCUUUGGUGCUUGUGGUGCCUACAACCCCCUGUUGGUGACAAAGCUGGUGAAGAACUACAGGUCCCACUCGGCCCUGCUGGCCCUGCCCUCCCGGCUCUUCUACCACAAGGAGCUCGAGGUCUGUGCAGACCCCAAGGUCGUGACCUCUUUGCUGGGCUGGGAGAAGCUGCCUAAAAAAGGUUUCCCACUUGUCUUCCACGGGGUGAGGGGCAGUGAGGCACGUGAAGGACGAAGCCCCUCGUGGUUCAACCCGGCUGAGGCUGUCCAGGUCAUGCGCUACUGCCUCCUCCUGGCCCGUAGUGUCACAAGCCCCGUGUCAGCCAGCGACAUCGGUGUCAUCACGCCCUACCGCAAACAGGUGGAGAAAAUCAAAAUCCUGUUGCGGAAUGUGGAUUUGGCGGACGUAAAGGUGGGGUCAGUGGAAGAGUUCCAGGGGCAGGAGUUCCUGGUCAUCGUCAUUUCCACGGUCCGCUCGAGUGAAGACAGGUUCGAGGAUGACCGCUACUUCUUGGGCUUCCUGUCCAACUCAAAGAGGUUCAACGUGGCCAUCACCAGACCCAAAGCUUUGCUGAUUGUUUUAGGGAACCCUCACGUGCUUGUCAGAGACCCCUGCUUUGGUGCCUUGCUGGAGUACAGCAUCACCAACGGCGUGUACACUGGGUGCAACCUUCCUCCCGAGCUGCAGGCUCUGCAAACGUGAGUACAGGGACUGUCCCCCUCCCCUGCAGGUCCACUUGUCCCUCGGGAGGGUGUGGGCCUCCUUUUCCUGUGGGGACACUCGCAGGGAGCCCGCCUCAGUGCCACUCUAUUCUCUUCCUGCAGCUGAUGGCCGGCCAGCAGCACCUGGAGCCAUGGACCAGCUGGGCAGAAGCCGGACUUCUGCUCAGUGUCUGACGAUUGGAGAUGUGCG
Ochotona curzoniae (black-lipped pika) is the source of this 3636-nucleotide messenger RNA. It is a transcript of the gene MOV10L1, whose product is annotated as Mov10 like RISC complex RNA helicase 1. NCBI's taxonomy places the organism in Eukaryota, Metazoa, Chordata, Mammalia, Lagomorpha, Ochotonidae. The transcript has 26 exons. The coding region runs from base 1 to 3426 and encodes 1141 amino acids. Gene Ontology annotation, molecular function: helicase activity. The record is from RefSeq and is a predicted model, not a curated record.